ACCCCGCUCCCGGGUACGGGGCGCGAGGAGGGACAAAUCUCCCCGGGCGCCUCCCUCGUAACCAGGGCAACGGGGCCUUCUCCACCCCUCCUCGCCGGCCGCUGCCUUUCCUCUACGCCCGGGGCCUGUGGAGAGAGGCGGCGGGCCUCGAGCGUCUUCAGUCCCGCGCGAGGUCUGUGGAGAUCUGUUGGAGAGGACAGAACAGCGAUGGAAUCUCUGUCUUCAGAGGUAGAAAUCUGAAGAAGGAAACUUCAGGAACCUUUUCCUCAUGCCAUGGAUCUGAAUAAAUUGGGGUGUGAAUUAGCAGAGAUGUAUCCAGGUCCAGCUGAAAGCCGGAACGCAUAUGUGUGGUGUUGGUUCUGUCAUGUUAGCCCUCGGUGUGGAAAAUGCUCUCAUGCAAGGUGAUCUUGCCCAGACUGACCUUUGUGGCCAAGGUCACAUUGGAAGAGGUUCUGCAGAAGCUGCUUUGUUCAGAAAGGUGUUUGUUUCUGUUCCUGAUUUUCUGCUCCAAGCAGUGUUGUCCUAUGCAAAGGCUUGUGGCACCUGUUGCUGCUAUGGGAUGAUUCUUCACCUCUGAUGGUACUAGAGGCCCUGAGUUUCUUUUAAAGGAAAAGAAGGUGGACUCCACUGUUGGUUGGUUUCUGCGCUUGACACCCAUCUUCGUGUGGGUCUUAAUGGUGAGAAACGUGUGUGUGUCUCCCCCUCCCCCCCAUGUAUGCCUAUGCGCCGCUUUCGGUUUAGACUGAUGGAAGCCAUGCCGUGAGAGCAGCCACAACGCAAGGACAGCCAUGACGGAACCCCACAGGGUCCAGCUCACGUCUCUGCCAGGGCCGCUGAGCACCACUUUGCUGAAGAAACCUCGCCGGGAGGACAUCGCAGGAGCAGAGCACCCCCAGGAAUCUGAGCCGGCGGCUGCGGCCGUUCGCAUCACCCUCACCCUCUUUGAGCCGGAUCACAAGCGCUGCCCUGAAUUCUUUUAUCCCGAACUGCUGAAGAAUACGCGUGGAAAAGGGAAAAGCAGUUCCACAGGAGAAAAGAAAAAAGACCUUGCUGAUCCCUUCAAUGAUGAGGAAAAGGAGAGGCACAAAGCAGAAGCGCUUGCCAGGAAAUUUGAAGAGAAAUAUGGAGGAAAGAAGCGCAGAAAAGACCGUGUUCAGGAUUUAAUCGAUAUGGGAUACGGAUAUGAUGAAUCGGAUUCCUUCAUUGACAAUUCCGAAGCGUAUGAUGAACUCGUUCCAGCUUCUCUAACAACCAAGUAUGGAGGCUUUUACAUCAACUCAGGAACUCUACAGUUCCGACAGGCAUCCGAGUCGGAGGAUGAUUUUAUUAAAGAGAAAAAGAAGAAAUCUCCUAAGAAACGGAAGUUGAAAGAAGGAGGGGAAAAGAUGAAGAAAAAGAAAAAAGACGAUUCUUACGACAAGGAGAAGAAAUCUAAGAAGUCCAAGUUCCCCAAAACUGGUUUCACCGCCCUGAACGCAAGCAAGGAGAAGAAGAAAAAGAAAUACUCGGGGGCCCUGAGCGUCAAGGAGAUGCUGAAGAAAUUCCAGAAGGAAAAAGAAGCUCAGAAGAAGCGGGACGAUGAACCCAAGCUCUCCGCCCCCUCCCUGGUGGAAACCCCAGCUCCACGGGAAGUGGAGACCCUCUCCGACCCUCUCCUCUCCUCCCUCUUUGGCCAUGCCAGUGACAAUGAAUUGCUUCAGGCAGCCACCGCCAUGGACUCCCUGACCGAUCUCGACUUGGAACAGCUCUUCAACGAAUCUCCAGAAGAAAGCCCUUUCCCCGACAUGGAGGAUGGGAGCGACCCCCUCGGCAUGGGCCUGGAGCAGGACGUCAAGCAGCCCCUUGCCCUCCCCGAAGGGCUUCCGGGGCCGCUGGAGAAGCGCAUUGAGGAGCUGACUCAGGCUGCCCGGGCUGCAGAGGGGGAAAGCAAGCACAAGUUCUUCAACCAGGACAUCAACAGCAUCUUACUAGACAUUGAGCUGCAAACCCGGGAACUGAACAGCCAGAUCCGCUCUGGGGUGUACGCCCACCUGGCCUCCUUCCUGCCCUGCAACAAAGACACCCUGGUCAAGCGUGCCCGCAGGCUCUACCUCUGUGAGCAGGGGGGUCGGCUGAAGGAACCCCUUCAGAAGUUAAAGGAAGCCGUUGGCAGAGCAAUGCCGGAACAGAUGGCCAAAUACCAGGAGGAGUGCCAGGCACACACCCAAGCCAAGUUUGCCAAGAUGCUGGAGGAGGAGAAGGACAAGGAGCAAAGGGAGCGGGUUUGUUCCGAGGACGAAGAGGAUGACGACAAAGGAGGGAAGCGGAUCAUGGGGCCCCGGAAGAAAUUUCAGUGGAACGACGAAAUCAGGGAUUUGCUCUGCCAGGUGGUGAAGAUCAAACUUGAUGGGUACGAACUGGAGAAGAACAAGGCCCAGUCAAUGGAGGAUUAUGUGAAGACCUUCCUGGAUACUGAAGUCAAACCUCUUUGGCCAAAGGGAUGGAUGCAAUCCAGGACGCUUUUCAAGGAAAGCAGGCGAGUGCACGGGCACCUCACAUCGCUCCUAGCAAAGAAGAGAGUCAUGGCUCCUCCCAAGGUGAAGGGCAAGGAGCACUCUGGGAAGCCAGAGAAGAAGAUGCCCCUUGCUGUGUCGUUCCUCCACUCGAGUAGCGCAGCCUCCCUUUCUCCUGAGCCGCAGGGAGUGACGGUUGGCCUCAGCCCGCAAACCCGGGAGCUCUUGGCCAUGAGCUCAACCCCAGUGUCGAGCGGUGUGGCUCCCCCAGCCUCCUUCAGUCUGGACGACUCUCUGGAUGAAGACCUGAUCCACAACGCCACCUCUUCCUUGGAAGCCGUCUCCAAGGAGCUGGCUGCGCUGAACAGCCGGACCGGGGGCAGUCCGGACUUCACCCUGCCCGCCAUCCUGAAGACGCCUCCGGAGAAGCCCCCGGUCCAAGCGAGCCUGGAAGAGAAGAGAAGCUUCUCCAAGCUGAGCCCUUCGCCCGCCCCGUCACCCGCUGGCAGUGCUCUGCAGUCCCCUCUCAACUUCCUGGCCGAGCAGGCCUUGGCGCUUGGCCAGCCCCCUCCAGACAAAAAGUCCGAGAGCUCUGCUUACAAAGAGCUCUCCUGCCAGACCCUCCCCAGCAAACCCGUGGAGACCCACCCGUCCAAACAGAAGCAUCACAGCCUUGCACGCACCGUUCACGGGCCCCAGACGUCGACCCCGGUGCCAGUCCCCCAGCCGAAGGGGUUUCCUCUGGCCGGUCAGCCGUCAAAAUUCCCCCCUUCCCCUCCCUUUGUCAAGCUGCAGAGCCCCAAAGCCAUUUCCCCACUGCCCCCGCGCCCUGUCCUCCAGCAGCCGGCCAAGCCGCCCGCCAAGGCCCCCAGCUUCCACUCUUCGUCAUCGUCGUCCUCUUCUUUGGCUGCCUCCCCAGCAUCCAGCAGCUCCCACAAGACUCCCAAUUCCUCUUCGGCCUCCCUGAGCUACACAACGAAGCAUCCGGGCAGCUCACUGGGGCUGUCCUUCAAGUCGCCCUUCGUGGCCCUUUCCAGGCACAUGGCUUCCUCCAGCGGCUCCACGCCCAGCGUGUCGGCCAACCAGAGCUGCUCUUCCUCCUCCUCCUCCUCUUCCUCCUCGGGCGCCCUGCUGCCAGGCGCGUCCCUCUCCUCCCCUGGGCAGGCUCCCAGCCGCUCGUCUCCCAGUUCCCUGGCGAAGAAGACGCUGGUCUCCCAGAAGCUGACCUUGGUGGCUCCGCCGGGGGGUCCGAACGUCAGCUCGAGUGGUGGGACCCAAGGGGUAGCCAAGCUGCUGACGUCCUCCCUCAAGCCAGCUGUGGUCAGCAACACUGCCGCCUCUACCUCGGUGCCAAAAGGAGCCGGCGGAGCGGUGCUGCUAACCAGCUCGUCUUCCUUGAACGUCCUGUCUCCACCCUACAAGCCCGGCAACCCAAAGCUGCCUGCAGCCCUGAGCUCCACCCCGCUGGGGAUUAUCUCGCCGAUCCAUUCCUUCCCUCUCCACGUGAUCUCCUUCAGCUCCGAAUCCUCCCCCAAGGCUGGGGUGUCCAAGGACGCCAUUGUCACGGGACCAGCCCCAGGGACUUUCCACCACGGCCUCAGCCACAGUCUUUUGGCAGGCUUGCCCUCCAGCCUGCUCCAGGCAGCUCCCCUCCCACACUCUGCUCCGCCUGCCCAUUUAUCACACACCUUGCCAGACACUUCCCAGCUUCACGGGAAAGGGUCCAGUGUGCCGCCGCGCAAGUUAUGACUGCUCUGAAGGAGAGAGCCCUGCCAGCCCUGAUGGGGACCUGCCGGAUGCAGCGACAGCAACGGGGUCUCUCCCCCCACCUUCCAUCUUUCCCUUCUGAACGGAGCCUACUUGGAGGCUCUCCCCCGCUUUGGACCAGCAGCUUUCAGUGGGCAUCAUCCGUGCCCCGCCUGGAGAAAGGAAGCACUUACCGGCACAGCUCUGGCCGCUGCUUUCCCAUCAUCUUCCCCACCAGCUCUGGGUAGGUCACUUGAAGCCAAGCACCUCCCCAGCCCAGCGACCCCCUCCUCUUCCGUUUCUGCAGUGGAUCCUGUGAAGGUGCUCUUCGGUGGCGGCGUACUUGCCUGGCUUCAGCCCGGCAAAAGGGAGAAACUCAGCCGAGUUCCUCAGCCCCUGUAAUGAAGUUGUGCUCAUGUUGCCCGGAAGAGCAACCUCUUUUGGCAGCUUCUGUAAAGUCAGUCAGCCCUGGGGUCCUCCCCGAAGGACAGUGGGGACUCGAGAGGCCCCGGGAUGCACUCAUGGACAUUGGACUGGAUUUUGUAACCUUUUUUUUUUUUUUUGCUUCCCUGCCCCAUCCCCCCACCCCACCGUGACCAUUGGAUGCAUUGGAUUGGACAGGAGGCCCUUUCCCGCAUGUCGUGGUGUCGAGCGAAGCCGUGAUUCCAGUGCCUUUUAUGGUGGAGCAAGAGUGCAGAACAUUUCGAGCCCCUUUAAUUUUAUGGUGGUGAUCGUUGUUUUUGUUUUUUAAAAUGGAUCUUUAUUUAAGAUGCAUCCGGUUUUAUUUAAUAGAGCUUUUUUCCGGGGGGCGGGGGGGGGGGCACCGAACUCUCCAGAUUUAACCUCGAGAUCCGGCUCCUGCCGAGUUCCGUCCCCGGUCCCUACUGACCCUAAAGCUGUUGCUCCUGACCCAGAGCUCGGCAGGCAGCCCAGGUCAAGGGCACUCCCUGCUUUGCUCAGCAGGCGAAAGGAGCUUCAUGGGCUUCAUGCCCAGGCAGAUGUGGCCGGGCUAACUUCUCUGCAGAGCGAAAGGGGAAACGGUGACCCUUGCCCACAUGGGCAUGCCGUGCUUGCAUCUGGGGGGCCCAUGGGUCAGGGCAGCAGGGGCCAGCCCUCCAGGGCCCUUUGCUUUUCAGUGGCUGGAAACGGGGUGAGGUCUUCUUCCUUCCAGUGGUGCUUGCACAAGAGACUUCCUUGCCGGGUUCUGCUCCCUCUUUCUUAAGAUGCGGGGCUGAAGGGAGCCGCGUGACCAGGAUCACUGAUGCUCCUCUCUGCUGGCUGGCAGAAAUGAUGCUCCAGAGCUGGUUGAGCAGCCUGGCUUGUUUGAAGGCAAGCAGCUGACCCCCACCACACCAUGCAGGGGCCACCUCUAGGGCAGAGCUACAUCACUAGAAGCAGGGCAGAGGCCAUGGGGUGGGUGGAAGACCCAGCAACCGGUGUGCUUCAAUUUUCCCUUCCACCUGAACACUCUCCCCACACACCCCGUGACACAGGAUUGCUGGGCUAAAAACCUCAGGAGUUGCUCCCCUGCUUGCUUGUGGGCUGGGUGUGACCCCUGGGCUGCCAGGACCUUGCCACUCUCAUUCCUCUUGUGGAAAACCAAGCAAGCGAGAAACGGGAAGCAACGGCCCUGAAUGAAGGGCUCUUUCUCAUCAUAAGCGACAUGGCUCCUCUCCGUUCUGAGGAUGUGCCCUUUCCCCUUGCAAGCUGGCCGGUUUCUUCUUCAGGAACCGAAAGCACUUGAUCCAAAAAUAAUGUUUAACUCCAGGCUUUGUUUAAAAAAUAAAAAUAAAAUCCUCAAGAGCUCUGUUUUUAGAUUGGGGGCCUCCAAACCACUUCCGGAGAUCAGCCCUUUCCUCCGACAAGGCCCACUUUGGAUUCUGAGUCAAUCUUGGCAAAAACGCUCGACAGUUUUGUAUUUCUAGCAAGACGCAUUGGAGAAUUUCAGAACUUGUCGACCACAAUCAAGUUGUUUCCUUUUUUAAAUUCUAGUUUGUAGCAAAAGAGCCAAAGACCAAAUUUCAAAGUUGCUAGUUUUGAAGCACAGCCAUGUUAAUAGAUGGGACUUUCCUUUUAAGCGUUUGGGUACCCCCGCCCCUUUUAUUUUAUUUUUUAAAAAUCAAGGCUCAGUCCUGCUGUGUGCUGGUUAUGUCUUGAGAGCAGCUUGACCUUGGUUGGCACUAGUGCUCAGCACUCGACAGGAUUCAGGCCUUUCCUGAGCUACCCAUAACUCCCCCCCACAACACAUUCUCACUCAAAAGCUUCUGCUGCCGUGUAUCUGUACAGGCCAUAGUUGCAGCAGAACCCCCUUAUUUUCAAAAGAAAACGUCAUAAAGCCUCUUGCCUCAGGGAAAUGUUAUGUGGUGGAAAUCCUGUGAGAUUUCUUCCCCCUGCCCCUGGUUUUUUUCUUUCUUUCUUUCCCCUUAUUCUGUUUUGUGUUCUCAAGAAGUGAGAGAACUUAAUCAAAUGUUGCCCUGGCGUUGUGUGUGUGUUUGAGUGUGUGUGUGUGUGUGAGAGAGAGAGAGAGAGUGUGUGUGUGUACGUACUAGAGCAGAGUACAUGGGGUCUCUGCCUUGGUUUAGACCCUUGGGGGGGGAGACGUUGUUUACGGUGGGCGUGCGCGCCACCUGAUGGCACUUAAACUUAGAAGAGCAGUUUCUUUUUUUCUGUGGGAAGAGCUGCGAUUUAUUUUUGUGUGUGUGGGAGUGGGAGGGCAAGGGGAAGGGGUCUUUCUAGGUACUGCGGAGGGUGGAAGUGGCAUUUAAAAAUGGUUUAAUCUUGUAUACAGCAAUGGAAUAAAAUUGUUUUUUCAGUUUCCAAAA
Hemicordylus capensis (graceful crag lizard) is the source of this 7060-nucleotide messenger RNA. RefSeq names its product ubinuclein 1 (gene UBN1). The transcript has 19 exons. Lineage: Eukaryota; Metazoa; Chordata; Lepidosauria; Squamata; Cordylidae. The record is from RefSeq and is a predicted model, not a curated record. Gene Ontology annotation, cellular component: nucleus. The coding region runs from base 789 to 4241 and encodes 1150 amino acids.